AUGGCAUUUUCAAAUUUUUUUGCUUCAAAAGGUCUAGCCAAACAAUUAACAAAUGCCGACAAGUUGAAAAGAUUGAAGGCCAAUUCAAGAACAACGGGAGGCUCCAAGAAUGCUGUGCCAAUUAGACCUACUGAUUAUUCAUCUUCGUCAAGGUUUUCCAAGAAAGAUUCCAAGAAUUGGUACCGUGGAAACAACGAGAGGAAGCAUGAUGAGAUUUCCGACAACGAUGAUGGAGUUGAUAUUCACGGUUUGUCAGGUGGAAAUGAUGGCAUUUCAAUAGAAGAUGAGGAAAAUUACAACGACAAAGAUUUGGAAGAUAUUGGUCUAGGCGAUUUGCUCAAUAAAAAUUAUUCCAAAUUCGAAGAUAUCGAUGAAUAUUUGAGCCAGGACAAACCAUCAAAAUUCAGCUCCAAGAAACUUGAGACGACCACCAGGAAACUCGAUGAGAGACUACAAAGUAGCCAGCAAGAAGAUGAUUUAAUCCUUGAAGAAUUGCCAACGUUGGAUAUCUUGAAUGAAAUACCGACAAACAAUAAGACCAAUGGCGUGGAAGAUUUUGGGAAAUUUUUUGAAGAUGAUUCAAAAGAAAUCGAGGAUGCCAUGGAAAAAUAUUCCAAAAAUAUUUACCCCAAACUUGGUAAGAAAUUCCCCGAACCUUUAACUAAAGAAUUGGUAAUUCAAAGGAUUAAAACUUCAGUUGAGAAGAUUAUUCCAGAUAUUGUUAAUGAAGAGCUCGAUUCCAUAUUUUACCGGCGGGCGGUAGAGGUUUUCGAAACCUCUGAGAAAAAAAUCCUCAAUGCUCGACAACUCUCCAAUUUGGAUCUUAAUGAAUUUAGUGUGGGGUAUUUCGGUUCAGAAGUUCAACAGAGCAUAUCGUUGGAAAUUGCAAAGAAGUAUCCAAAUUUCUCGAGUUUACGUAAGAAGCGUAACCACGAGAAGCUUCUGGAAACCAAUUUUUUUAAAGUUCUUAAUUUUUGGGGAGUGGAUUUUUUCAACUUGUACGUUUUGGCCCCAGAAAUUGCUGCUAAGUUGGCUACCAAAGAUUUUGGGGUGCCGUUGGAAGAAGCCUAUGAGAUCUUAUUCGACACUACUGAUUACGGAAGAUUUAUUAUUGAUAGAAAGAUGUAUGAAAAGAAUAGCGGAGAAUACAAAAGGAAGAGAGUGGCCGUUCUUGACGAUAUAAUUGGUGACUAUGAUAAUGAUGAUGAUGAUGAUGACGAAGAAGAGGAAGAGGAAGAGGAAAUCGACAGCAAGUCCUCCUCAAAAUUGAAAGUUACAGAAGAGAAAAAUGACAAAUCCAAGGGUUCAAUCAUUUCAACGAAAAACAAGAUAAAAAUCAAAAAGAAAAAAACCAAUAAUAAUGACAUUACCGAUUAUUUUAAAAAUUCGCAAAAUAAAUCAAAUGGUAAACACCAUGGCGCUUUGAUUAAUGGCAGGUCUCUGAACAAAACACUGUCAUUUUCUGAAAUAAUAAGGAAACAAAAGUACGAAGGCAAAAAGAAACAAACAAUAGAGUUGAGUGAUAAUAGUAAUGAUGAUUUUACAUCGGCAAAGAAUAGAAAUAGAACCGAAUCCGUCUCCCAAAAGAGUCACAGAAAAUAUACAAUUGACUCAGACAGUGAUGAAGAAACUGUUACUGCUAAUAGCUACUCAAGGAAGAAACAGACAAUGAAGAGAGGAUCAAUGAAUGAUAGUGAUAGAGAAUCCGAACAAGAAAGUUUUGGAAGUAGGAUCCUGAAAAAAACAAACUCCAAAAGAGAUUCUGGAAGCUCUUCAAAGAAAAGAAGAUUGAAUAAUGAAAAAUCCGACGCAAGUAGUGAUGCCAACACUGAUUCAGAUUCUGAUGGUGGGUUGGGAGAGAUGAUGAAAGCUUCCAAAAACAACAAAAAGAAUCAAUCAUGGAGUGUCCAGAGUAACGAAAGAAUGGAUUCUGAUCUGGAACUUGACAGGUCAUAA
This is a messenger RNA of Saccharomycopsis crataegensis, 1956 nucleotides long. RefSeq names its product Rtc4p (gene RTC4). The transcript has a single exon. The coding region runs from base 1 to 1956 and encodes 651 amino acids. The record is from RefSeq and is a predicted model, not a curated record. NCBI's taxonomy places the organism in Eukaryota, Fungi, Ascomycota, Saccharomycetes, Ascoideales, Saccharomycopsidaceae.